Molecule: messenger RNA, 1332 nt
Organism: Orycteropus afer afer
Lineage: Eukaryota; Metazoa; Chordata; Mammalia; Tubulidentata; Orycteropodidae
Gene: CCDC47
Product: coiled-coil domain containing 47
Exons: 11
Coding region: 1-1332 (443 amino acids)
Biological process (GO): endoplasmic reticulum calcium ion homeostasis
Cellular component (GO): endoplasmic reticulum
Molecular function (GO): calcium ion binding
Source: RefSeq, a predicted model, not a curated record
AUGAAAGUGUUCCAUGCUUUCUGUGUUGUCCUUUUGAUAUUUGGGAGCUUCUCUGAAGCAAAGUUUGAUGAUUUUGAGGAUGAGGAAGACCUAGUAGAGUAUGAUGAUAAUGACUUUGCUGAAUUUGAGGAUGUCACGGAAGACUCUAGGACUCAGUCUCCUCAACGGGUGAUAACGACUGAAGAUGAUGAAGAGGAGGCCACUGUGGAGUUGGAAGGCCAGGAUGAAAACCAAGAGGAAGAUUUUGAAGAUGCAGAUACCCAAGAGGGAGAUACCGAAAGUGAGCCGUAUGAUGAUGAAGAAUUUGAAGGUUAUGAAGACAAACCAGAUACUUCUUCUAGCAAAAAUAAAGACCCAAUAACAAUUGUUGAUGUUCCUGCUCACCUCCAGAACAGCUGGGAGAGUUACUACCUAGAAAUCCUGAUGGUGACUGGUCUGCUCGCCUACAUCAUGAAUUAUAUCAUUGGAAAGAAUAAGAACAGUCGCCUUGCCCAGGCCUGGUUUAACACUCAUAGAGAGCUUUUGGAGAGCAACUUUACCCUAGUAGUUUCAGAGCCACUUAUGAGGUGUGUAUUGAAGGCUUGGCGGGACUCCCAACGUUGUGUAGUGGGGGCACAAAUAAAAGUAACCAUGAAUGAUGAAGACAUGGAUACCUAUGUGUUUGCUGUUGGCACACGGAAAGCCUUGGUGCGACUGCAGAAGGAGAUGCAGGAUCUGAGUGAGUUUUGUAGUGAUAAGCCUAAGUCUGGAGCAAAGUAUGGACUGCCCGAUUCCUUGGCCAUCCUGUCAGAGAUGGGAGAAGUCACAGAAGGAAUGAUGGAUACAAAGAUGGUUCAUUUUCUUACACACUAUGCUGACAAGAUAGAAUCUGUUCAUUUUUCAGACCAGUUCUCUGGUCCAAAAAUUAUGCAAGAGGAAGGUCAGCCUUUAAAGCUACCUGACACUAAGAGGACACUCUUGUUUACAUUUAAUGUGCCUGGCUCAGGUAACACUUACCCAAAGGAUAUGGAGGCUUUGCUACCCCUGAUGAACAUGGUGAUUUAUUCUAUUGAUAAAGCCAAAAAGUUCCGACUCAACAGAGAAGGCAAACAAAAAGCAGAUAAGAACCGGGCCCGAGUAGAAGAGAAUUUCUUGAAGCUGACUCACGUGCAGAGACAGGAAGCUGCACAGUCCAGGCGUGAGGAGAAGAAAAGAGCAGAGAAGGAGCGAAUCAUGAACGAGGAAGAUCCUGAGAAACAGCGCAGGCUGGAGGAAGCUGCUUUGAGACGUGAGCAAAAGAAGUUGGAGAAGAAGCAAAUGAAAAUGAAACAAAUCAAAGUGAAAGCCAUGUAA